Messenger RNA from Cotesia glomerata, 1112 nucleotides. Its product is annotated as gem-associated protein 8-like. The transcript is spliced from 2 exons. NCBI's taxonomy places the organism in Eukaryota, Metazoa, Arthropoda, Insecta, Hymenoptera, Braconidae. Gene Ontology annotation, cellular component: SMN complex. Bases 252 to 1049 code for a protein of 265 amino acids. Gene Ontology annotation, biological process: spliceosomal snRNP assembly. The record is from RefSeq and is a predicted model, not a curated record.
AACGAAAUUAAAUUAUAAUAAAAAUUGUUUUUUUUUUUUAAGUUGUUGAAAUGUUACAUUGCGCCGAAGUUGGCGCAAUAACAUUAAAACUCUAACCUAGAAAAUUUUUCUACUUUGCGUUUGCAAAAUAUUUUUAGUUGACAUUGAAACACGUUUUUAACAAUACAAACAAUUUGCUUGUUGAUAUCAAAUAUUUGUGAAGAAAAGUGAAACAAAGAAGAAAUAAUAUUAAAUAAUGGCAAGUGUUGAAAAUGGAAAUAAUUGAAAAAUGUGCAAAGACUAAUAAACGUAGAAAAAGGUUAAAUAAAAAUCGAAGAAAAAACAGAAACAAGUAUUAUAAUAAAUGCAAAAUCAAAAAUAAUUAUAAUAAACAGUUUAAUGAUAGUCAGUUAUAUGAUAAUUUGGAUAAUAAACAUAUGAUAGAUAUAAUGGGAUUUCAAAUACCUGACUCUUUUUGGGAGACUUAUAAAUUUGCUCAGGAUUGGCAACACAAGCAUCAAGUUGCGUGGUGGAGGUCCAAGUGCGUAGCAUUAGAGCACGAAAAUCUGGUUCUAAAAAAUAAAAUCCGUGAGAUCAUCAAUAAUUGCAAUCACAAUCAUGUCAAUUAUCAGCAUCAACAAGUUCAUAAUCAUGAAAAUAGAUUAGGAGAGCUAGAAAAUGCUGGACGUUCAGAGUUCAAUCAAGAACCAUAUCAGUAUCAAAAUCAGAAUAAUUUUUAUCAACAAGUUGAAGAAGAAGAAGUAGAAGAAAAUAAUGAAGAGAUAGAGCUAGAGUUUGAGAUUGACGAAGGAAUGAUGAAGUUCCUGGAGCAAAGUGCUCGGCAUAAAGAGGAGCUGAAGCGAAAACGGGAGUUGGAAUCUGAGGAAGCCCAGGUCACUUGGGUGUCUCAUGAAAACGACGAUAAGAUCAAGUUAGAAGAAACUACGCUGCUGUAUGGAAAGGACAAGUCCAAGAUCAUUGCCAUCGAAACGAGGAUGCAAGUGGAGGUUGAUCAGUACAAAACUCAACACCAGCCGGAAUACUGGCCCAUUAUUCCCCUUAAGUUGUAAUUAAAUAAUAAUAUAAAUUUGUAAGUGAUGAUUUUUAUCAGAACAAUAAAAUGUCUGAAUUUA